AUGCGUGUCAGUCUUUCCUAUUCCAACUACUGUGACCUCAAGGCGUUCCUUGACUUCUGUUCUCCAUUCCCAGCUCUGGAUAAGCUGCAUGAAAUUGCAGCCAAAGUGUAUGAAAAACUUGACAUCCUGUUGAGUGGGAAAACGUACCAACCAGGUAUUCUCCCUCAACUCCUGCAGUCCAUUUUUCAGAACCAGAUCCAGCUGCUGCAGAGAGCCAUCAUUGAAAGCAGACUGGAGUGUGAACGUCACUGUGGAAUCUUUAGAUAUGACGCUGUCUCCUGCAUGAAUUGUAACGUCUCCAGACCAGCUUGCUUUGGAUAUAACUGCGAGUCAUCAGAAGAAUGGGAAACAGCCUUGAAAGGCCUUUUUGAUUACAUAAACAAAAUAUACCGGCAAUCAGCAAGGUGGCUAGUUGCCUUGAGAAGGAUCCCAGGCUUCCACAAUUGCACAUCCACCAGCCCAGCAAUGCUCAACUUUAAAAGGAUAAAGGCCAGCAUGUCUGAGACUUGGCACAACACACGUGUGAACAGGAAGACUACUGGAUGGCACAAAUACAGAAUCCCCCCCACCAGAGUGAUAGACUGCUGAGCUGUGAUUUUUUAAAUGAAUACUUAGAAUGUAUUAGGUGUAAGGGAAAUUAAACAAACGAUCAGUG
Terrapene triunguis (Three-toed box turtle) is the source of this 655-nucleotide messenger RNA. It is a transcript of the gene IZUMO4, whose product is annotated as IZUMO family member 4. The coding region runs from base 1 to 588 and encodes 195 amino acids. Gene Ontology annotation, cellular component: nucleus. The record is from RefSeq and is a predicted model, not a curated record. The transcript is spliced from 11 exons. Lineage: Eukaryota; Metazoa; Chordata; Testudines; Emydidae.